GAAGUUCAACUGGUACAUCGCAUAUAUAAAGAGCCGGUGACAACGAUUGACAUCCACAUCGUCCCUGCACAGCUGCUCGAAGUUCAGCCAUCUCUAUCUCCAAGAUGAAGGUUUUCGUUAUCUUUCUUAUCUUAGUUGGAGUAGCUGUUGCUCAAUACGAGCCUCAAGGAAUACCCAUUCCUUAUUCCUUCAGCUAUUCGGCAAACGGUGAGGACGGUGGACAGAGUUCCCACCAGGAAUCCGGCGAUGGAGCAGGACGUGUAAGCGGAUCCUAUUCCGUCAGGAAUCUGGAAGGACAUGAAAGAGUUGUCGAGUACGUUGCCGACGAGGGUGGAUUUAGACCAGUCAUUAGAACCAACGAACCAGGUACCGCCAGUGUCAACCCUGCUGACGUUGUUAUUGAAUCUUCAGCUGACCAAGGAGGGGCUCCUGUUUCUUCCGGUUUAGGAGUCAGAUCCGUGGUAGCUCGUCCAGUGGCAGUCGCUCCAGUUGCACCCGUUGCUCCAGCAUCUGCUGGAAGACGUGCUGGCGUUCGAUAUGUCCUUGUCCCUGCUACAGACCCUAGAGCACGAGGAUAUAAUUAAAUGACUUUCGCUCUGUUUUAACAAAAUUGCUCAGGGUACUAAAUUUGCAAAUCAAAUGUCAGUGUUGUCCGUCUGUCUUUAAACUUGCUUCUCACAUGCUUCAAAGGGAAAUGUAAUUGAAAUUAAAAGAUUAUUAAUUCACUGCCAUUUCU
This is a messenger RNA of Stegodyphus dumicola, 736 nucleotides long. RefSeq names its product cuticle protein 10.9-like. Lineage: Eukaryota; Metazoa; Arthropoda; Arachnida; Araneae; Eresidae. The record is from RefSeq and is a predicted model, not a curated record. Gene Ontology annotation, molecular function: structural constituent of chitin-based larval cuticle. Gene Ontology annotation, cellular component: chitin-based extracellular matrix.